AUGUUUGGUUAUUUGACACUUUUCGCUUGUAUUGCUGUUAGUUUCGCUGCCGAAAUCCAACAAGAAGUCAAAAAUGCGGUGAAUGAGGUGACUUCGACAAAAGUGAGUUUGCAUUUUGAAAUGAUGAAAGACCCUAGGGAAAAAGGAUUACGCGAUAAACAUCUUUUGAAAAUAAACCCCCAUUUUUUAGGAUGGCGAUGUUUGGUGUCCAAUACUUAUGGGAACACAUUGUGGAAAAUCAUCAGUUUUCCAUUAUUGGUCAUGUUGUGGAACACUAAAAAAUGAGUGCUGUUUCAAUCUUCAAACUUGGGUUUGGGUUGUUAUUGCAGUUUUCGCAGUUAUCACUGUUGCCUCAGUCAUUCUUUCAUUCAUCCGAUGCAUUUGUUGUAGACGCAAUUAA
Caenorhabditis angaria is the source of this 400-nucleotide messenger RNA. Lineage: Eukaryota; Metazoa; Nematoda; Chromadorea; Rhabditida; Rhabditidae. The record is from the annotation of a GenBank genome assembly.